AUGGCUAAAAGUACUGCGAGUGCUGCUGUGAAGUAUUAUCUACUCUUUUAUAAUCUCACUUUAGCUAUUCUUUGGCUCCAAGUGCUCGUGGAAACGAUUAAAACUCGACAUUUUGCAAACGUGUACGAGAAAACGUCCCCAAUCUUAAUGAUAGCACAAACGGCGGCGGUGAUGGAAAUCGCGCACGCGUUUUUCGGCCUCGUGAAAUCACCGGUUCUGUUGACGUUUUUUCAGGUGUUUUCGAGAAUUUGGACGUUUUGGGCGGUGCUCGUGAUGACGCCGGAAACGAGGAAAGCGAAUCUGGAUUUCGCAGCUGUGAUUGGGAAAGUGGUGAAGGGUGGGAAGUGGCCUCUGAAUUCGUCGUCGUCGUUCCUCUCGCAUGUUUUGAAGAUGGGCGUGAACGUGAAAACUUUAUGCAUCGCCUGGGGUAUCACCGAGGUUGUUCGAUACUCGUUUUAUUUCUUCAAACUUCUAUCGCCGAAAAGUGGACCUCCGAAAGUUUUGGUGUGGUUGCGGUAUUCGCUGUUUUUGGUCUUGUACCCGCUCGGCGUGGCGAGUGAGAAUGCGUUGGCCUACGCGAGCAUAGGGCCGUUGGGGAAAUCGAAGAAGUUGGACGUGUUGCAAAUGCCGAACGCGAUGAAUGUCAGUUUGCACGGACCGACGUUGAUGAAGGUGUUUAUGAGUUGUUACAUGUGGGGUUGGCCGUUGUUGUUUUCGUACAUGUUGAAGCAAAGAGGGAAGGUGUUAGGCGGCGCUGCUUCUCUGAGGAAGAGAAAGACGCGUUAA
Molecule: messenger RNA, 786 nt
Organism: Bathycoccus prasinos
Lineage: Eukaryota; Viridiplantae; Chlorophyta; Mamiellophyceae; Mamiellales; Bathycoccaceae
Exons: 1
Coding region: 1-786 (261 amino acids)
Biological process (GO): sphingolipid biosynthetic process; very long-chain fatty acid biosynthetic process; fatty acid elongation
Cellular component (GO): endoplasmic reticulum membrane
Molecular function (GO): 3-hydroxyacyl-CoA dehydratase activity
Source: RefSeq, a predicted model, not a curated record